Messenger RNA from Bipolaris victoriae FI3, 1734 nucleotides. RefSeq lists its product as hypothetical. Gene Ontology annotation, molecular function: protein binding. Lineage: Eukaryota; Fungi; Ascomycota; Dothideomycetes; Pleosporales; Pleosporaceae. The transcript is spliced from 5 exons. The record is from RefSeq and is a predicted model, not a curated record. The coding region runs from base 1 to 1734 and encodes 577 amino acids.
AUGCGGGAGUUCCCAUGCGUCUACAUAAUAUUUGAUGCGCUUGACGAGUGUUCUGGGCGAACGGAGCUAAUGGACAUCCUGAAGACUAUGUCUGCCUGGCAGCUUGAGAAUACACAUAUGCUUCUAACGAGCCGCAAAGAACGAGAUAUACAGAAUUCUUUAGAGACUUUCAUAUAUGAGCAGAGUCAUGUCUGCCUCCAGAGUGAACGAGUGGACAAAGAUAUACAGAAAUACGUACAGCAGCGACUAUCCAACGACAAGGACUUCAGUCGGUGGGAAAAAGACCCUACCGUGAGGCAGGAUAUCGAGACUACUCUGGUGAAAGGAGCGCAAGGAAUGUUUCGAUGGGCCGUCUGCCAGCUGGACACGUUGGCGAAAUGUCGCACUCGGGCAGCGCUACGGAGAGCGCUUGUAACGCUUCCACCAACGCUUGACAAGACAUAUGAUCGUAUUCUGUCCGCAAUCAGCGAAGACGAUUCGCGGUAUGCAAUCACUAUUUUACGGUGGCUGACGUUUGCAGCUCGGCCGCUAUCACUGGGUGAAGUCGCUGAAAUCGUUGCGAUCAAUUUGGAUGAUGAAGCCACAUUCGAUCGUGAUGAGGUUCUCGAAGAUCCGUUGGAUGUGUUGAACAUCUGUUCUAGCAUGGUUACUAUAAGUACGGAGGAGAGCGAAACGCAAGGCCCAGCAAAACAGAUUGUAGUGCUUGCACAUUACUCGGUCAAAGAGUAUCUCAUAUCAGACAGAAUACAGAAAGGUUCCGCAGCUCACUACAGCAUGCAACUUGCUGUGUGCCAUGACGCUAUUGCGAGAAGCUGUCUUGGAUACCUCCUCCAGUUCCGAGGAGUCAAAAUGCUCAGCCACGAUAAUGCAAAAGAAUUCAGACUGGCAGAUUAUUCAGCCAUGUACUGGAUAGAGCAUGUUCGAAUGACGAACGACGACGUGUAUGUGAACUGGCUUCGAAUUCAUACUCCAGACAUGCCAUGGGAGGGCUCGAACUUCCAGAGGAGCCUACAAUCAAUGCCAUUACCUUUUUAUUAUGCAGGCCUGCUUGGCCUGAAACGGGUUGUAAAGUUGCUGCUCAACGCGGGCGCCGACGUUAACGCCCAGGGUGGAUUCUACGGCAACGCGCUAUACGCAGCUUCAGUAAAAGGCCACGAGCAGAUAGUCAAGAUACUACUCAAUAAAGGCGCCAACGUCAACGCCCAGGGUGACUGUAGCACCGCGCUAUACGCAGCUUCAGUAAAAGGCCACGAGCAGAUAGUCAAGAUACUGCUUAACGCGGGCGCCGGCAUCAAAAGAGCUGCGUAUUUUGGUAAAAAUUCAAUACUGGAGCUUCUAGUCUCAAAAAUCGAUAAUACGCAGCUCCAGGAUCCGUACAACCGGACUCUACUCUGGUGGGCUGCAGCCGGCGGCCAGUCUCAUACUACAAAAGUCCUUGUUAGCCAGUACCAUCACGACCUUCAGAUCACGGACAAGUUUGGGCGCUCGCCAUUGUGGAUUGCUACCAAAGAAAGUCAUCGUGAAGUGCUGGAAUUCUUAUCGGAAGUGUGUGGACUGACCAGUCUCGAGAAAGUAUCGUUGCCUGAUCAUGGCCAUGACGCGGUAUAUGAUCUAUGCAACGUCUGUACCUCGCCCAUAAACUGUUGGAAAAGAGGUGCUAAUUGUGCGGAUGAGACACAUACCUUAACUGAGAUCAUAAAAGAAGGUCAAAAUUGGGUCAAAAUAACCGACUGA